CUUUACUCUAAUGACGCACGAACUUUUUCCCGCGUUCGGUAACCCGAGAAGAAUAAUUUAUAAGCUGUUGGGUAUAAACCAUGAUUUUUGUUAAGUAACGAUUCAUUGACGACAAUCUUUAUUACAUAAUUCUCUUCAUGGUACCUAAAAUUUAGUAAUUUAUCUUAUGAUCAUCCCGCAAAUGUGAACCAUUGACGUCAAUAAUGAUUGGAUAAUAUAGUUUUUGGUAUAAUUGCGAAAUGGCCACAAAAGAAGGAGGGUUAUUUAUGUUAUCCGAGAUGAUCUUGGUGUCGAAAUACUUGGCAGGAUUGAGAAGUUCAAGUUCUAGGAAUGUGUCCUGGAUUGAGUAAAACUGUGCUAAUAAAAUUAUUUAUUUAAUAUUAAACAGAUUAAAAAAUGAGAUGAUUUGCCAUUUGCAAUGUAUUUUUUCACCAUAAAUUAUUUCUCUUUAUUAAGCAUAAUAGACGCUAAACAAUAAAAAUAAUUGUGGAAGAGCUGCAGUUAUUGGUACCCCACCUUCAGAACCACCACAUCCCCGCAGCAUCCUGAAUUCACGUAUAUAAGUUGGUGAUCGUUCACAAAAGCUCAGAAUAACAAGACGGUGUCCAGGAGAAAGUGUUUAGGGAGAAGAGAAACAGGCCUAUAUAAAGACACCAAUCCAGUGCUCAAAAACUUAGUGUUGUGACAGUGAUCGAACUGAAGGAAAAAAUGUGGUUCAUCUUUUUGAUGGGUCUCUUGACCCAGGCACUUGCAACGCAAGUAUCGUAUCAACCGUCAGGUUCACUGUCCACUCCUGAAGAAGAUAAAAAUGACUGGACUUACACUCAACAUAACUCCAAUCCAUCGAAAUUUACUCUUCUUGAUGCUAAGUCUACGGCAUCUUCAAAUGAUGAUCUUAUUGAGAGAAUUUUUAUAUCCAAUCGUGAAGGCCGUCAUGUUGAAGGAUAUGAUGAACUCUAUGCUGAUCCUGGUGUCAAAAAUGCUCUUCAAGAUACAAAUGAAACAAUCGCUCGAGCUUACAUCAGGGACAAGCUUUGCGAUCUUGGAUUAAUGAAUUGUGAAAAUAUCGAAGGAAGACGUCCAUACUUCUCCCCUCAUCAUUAUGAUAUUCAUCCUCAUGAAGUAAUUUAUGCUCAACCCGUGACAAUUAAGCCAGUCGGCAGACCAUUACCUGCAAUUCCGGUCAAGAAACCUUUUGGUUAUGGACCACCAAAGCCAGGACUUGGCUUAUCUGGACCACCCUAUGGACCUCCUGGACCCGUUUAUGGUGCCCCAGGUCCCUUCUCUGGACCACCUCCUUAUACUGGCCCAGCCACUUUUAAUGGACCUUUCUCAACUUUUAAGAAACCUGGAUCCUAUAUUGGUAGCAAACCUGUUUACGAAGAAUCUCCAUUUGAUGGAGAAUACGAUUUUGGACCUGAAGAUAAACGAGAAUUCAUUGAAAAGAAACAAGUUAUUGUCCAGCCUGCUUCAUCAGUUCAACAACACGUUCAUCAUCAUUACCAUCAUUCUGAUGGAAAACCUUCAUCUGUGAUUGUCGGAACCCCUGGAAUCGCUGGACCGAUCCUUAGCCCUAGCUCACUCGGUGGACUUGGUAAUAAUCAUGGUUAUGGAUUAAGUGGUACUUAUGCUAAUUCAUAUGGAGAAUUCAACGAUUACAAAAAAGCUUUCAAAGUCAAUUCUCCAUCUGCUGGAAACAGUCUAGACCCAAUUACUACUAGUGGUAGCUAUGCUAACCGAUAUCCUUCUUACGAAAAACCAAAAAGAGAUUCUUUCUUUACUCCAAAAGAAGGUGGAAAAAUUUUAAACCCAGGUUUCGGUAAUUCAGGAAUUGGAUCUAAUAAUUUCGGAAACAAUUUCAAUGUAGACUCUGGUAGCUUUGGAUCUAAUGGAUUUGAUAAUGGACUAUCCAAUGGUUUUGAUGAUUGUAUUUGCGUUCCUUAUGAUCAAUGUAUUGCUAUCGAUCAUGCUGGACGUAAAGAUGAUUUGUUCCUUCCUAUUGAUCCCCGUAAUAUUGGAAAGAACAUCGAAGCAGAGAGUGAAGAAGUAGUUGUUACUGAUGGCAAUGGAACAAUGAGCAUUAUUAGAAUACCUAAAGGAGUUAAUAUUACAGAAGAAGCACAGCAUGUUGAAGAACAGAAGAAUUUAUCUAAUACUGCAGAAAGUGAUAAAUUAACUAAGAGAAGUAAACGAGAAGCUAAUCCUGAAGGAAAGAAAGAUAGAAGCAUUGAUGACGCUCAAGGCCGACUGAUCGGUAACUUUGACAAAUCAAAAUUGAACUUGAAACCUACUUGGGGUGUCAGCUUUGGUUUACCAAAUAGCGGACCUUAUCCAAUCAAUCCAUAUGGCGGGAAUCCACUAGUAAAUCCUUACUCAGGCUAUGGAGGUGGUAGCAAUGGUCUAAAUCUUGGUAUAGUCUCAGUAAAUCCUCUUGUAUCAGUCCAAGUAUCGAAAGACGAAUAUGGAGACAAGGUUGUUAAACCGUUUGUUAAUCUCCAUGUAACACCAAAUCAAGGAUUCGUACAUAAAUUGGGUCAUAUUCUUGCUAAUCAAAAGCAAGCUUUCCUUGGAAGUCUUCAUGGAGGUCAUGGAGGUCAUUACCAUGGAGGAUAUGCUCCAAAUUAUUAUCCGCCUCACUAUCAUCAAAAACCUCAAAGUCAUUACCACGACCAUCAUCAUCAUCAUCAUCACGGACAAUUCCAACCUUCUUGGACUGGAAAUAAUUAUGGACACUAUGGCGAACAUGGAAAUCAUUAUGGAGAAUAUCCCAGUGGAUAUGGAGGCUAUGGAGGAUUUUCAAGAGAUAAUAAUUAUUAUAGUGAUGAUGAAGACUAUAACGAUUUUUAUAGAAGCUCUAAAACUGAUGCUAAUGAAGCAGGAAAACAAGAAGGUUUCCAACAAGGAAAUACUGAUGGUCCAAGAGAGGGAAAAGUUGCCUUUCGAAACAGAAAGAAACGUGAGGUGGAUCAGGUGAAAAAAAUCGAAGAGAGACGAUUUGGUAGACCACCUGUUUGUGGACCAAGACAUGUUUGCUGUCGUAAGAAUCAAAUACGCCAAGAUCUUCAUCGUCCUAACUUUGGUCAAUGUGGAGUUAGGAAUAGCCAGGGAAUAAAUGGACGUAUCAAGACUCCAUCUUUCAUUGAUGGAGAUUCAGAGUUUGGUGAAUACCCUUGGCAAGUUGCAAUCUUAAAGAAAGACCCUGCAGAGAGUGUUUACGUUUGUGGUGGAACGCUGAUCUCUCCAAGACAUAUUUUGACUGCUGCUCACUGCGUCAAGACUCACAGUAGCUAUGACUUGAGAGCUCGUUUAGGUGAAUGGGAUGUUAAUCAUGAUGUUGAGUUCUAUCCUUAUAUUGAACGAGAUAUUGUCAGUGUAACGGUUCACCCUGAGUUCUAUGCUGGUACUUUGUACAAUGACAUCGCUAUUUUAAAGCUUGAUCAUGAUGUUGAUUUUGAGAAGAAUCCUCACAUUAGUCCAGCCUGUCUCCCAGAUAAACACGAUGACUUCACAGGAUCCAGAUGUUGGACCACUGGUUGGGGAAAAGAUGCCUUUGGAGAUUUCGGAAAAUACCAGAAUAUAUUGAAAGAAGUUGAUGUACCAGUAGUUAGCAAUUCUAUUUGCGAACAUCAGAUGAGAAGAACUAGAUUAGGACCAAGUUUUAAUCUUCAUCCAGGAUUUAUGUGUGCUGGAGGAGAAGAUGGAAAAGAUGCUUGUAAAGGAGAUGGAGGUGGUCCAAUGAUCUGUGAACGUAAUGGCCAUUGGCAGGUGGCUGGUGUUGUCUCGUGGGGAAUCGGUUGUGGUCAGCCUGGAGUUCCUGGAGUAUAUGCCCGUGUUUCCUACUACCUCGACUGGAUUCGCCAGGUUACUGGACAGUAUUAAGAAAUAACUUGAAUAUUCCAUUCUGGCCUUAAAUUACACUGAUGACAUGUUACUAUUUAUUCAUCAACUAAUUAAUGUGGAUUUGCGAGAGCAAAUUAUUUAUUAAAUAUAGUAUGUGAGCAUACUUAUUUAAGUUAUAAUAACUUAUAUUGUA
This is a messenger RNA of Chelonus insularis, 4033 nucleotides long. RefSeq lists its product as uncharacterized. The transcript is spliced from 9 exons. The record is from RefSeq and is a predicted model, not a curated record. Gene Ontology annotation, molecular function: serine-type endopeptidase activity. Gene Ontology annotation, biological process: proteolysis. Bases 709 to 3879 code for a protein of 1056 amino acids. Lineage: Eukaryota; Metazoa; Arthropoda; Insecta; Hymenoptera; Braconidae.